Messenger RNA from Aspergillus caelatus, 1121 nucleotides. RefSeq lists its product as uncharacterized. Lineage: Eukaryota; Fungi; Ascomycota; Eurotiomycetes; Eurotiales; Aspergillaceae. The transcript has a single exon. The record is from RefSeq and is a predicted model, not a curated record. The coding region runs from base 69 to 542 and encodes 157 amino acids.
UGGCACUGCGGCGGUUACCCGGAUUGAUCUCGAACACCUCAAAAUCAAGCUCCUUUGCGGCCGCGUAAAUGGAUGCAGUCUUUCCAGAUCCGGAAGGGCCACUUAGAAGUAUAGCAUUAGACACGCGCCCCUUUUCUAGAGUUAGAUCGCCAGACCGGAUAAGUGUUCUCUUGGACGACACUGUUACACCACCCGCUAGCUCAUCUUCUGAUUCAUCGACUUCGCCCAGUUCAGAUGCCUCGUCUGCACUGGAAACGAUGAAUCCAUCUAGAUUUUCCGUUUUCUUGCGCUUCUUUCGUUUCUUUUUGUCCAAGUUUCGUUUGGCCUCUCCAUCUUUGGAGGCUUUACCUGUGUCGACAGCAGACACCAUAAGGAAUCUCAGCCAAUCCCGCAGCAUGGAAGCUUCCCUGGUUGUCUGGAGCACUUGCCCAGCUGAGGAUGGUGCAUACUUUUGUGUCCAGAGACAAUUGUCGCACUCCCCACGGUCGAAAGCAGUCAUCGAAUUUGGUAUAGAGGUGUAUAGUUUGGCAAUAGCCGGAUGACAUGUAUCACUGAGAGUGUAGCUAUCUGGAUUCGAUAAGGUAGACUGGGAUAACUGUCCGGCUAUUGCUUUUUGUAGGAUGUUCCCGCUAGCAACAUGUCUCUUAGGUAUUCGUAAGAUUUUGGCAGGCUCCUGACAAAAUCCUUGCAUCUCCGGCGACAGCACGCUCUCUUUGUUUUGAAUGCUAAUAGCAACCAUCUUGGACUUCUUUCGAUCCAUAUUUGGUGAAUACUGAAAAUCAGGUUGUCCUGCUUGGCUUCCACGGACAUGGACAAAAUCUCGUGGAGGCCAUACGGGCUGCAUAGGUUCUGGAAACUUAGAACCUCGCUGUGUAAAGGGGGUGCUUAUGGUAGUCUUAGUGACUCCUAAACUUGAUGUUGAAGACUUGUGAGACGGUAGUGGGGCCUUCAUGACCCCUUCGUCCCCUUUAUCGACCGCUGUUGAAUUUUGGUUGCUAACCUGGGAUUGCGAGGCAUCUGAUUUGCGCGUCGCUUUCUUUAAAAAGAAUGGAUGUGUAGGUUUUGCCGGUUCGUCUUUAGCUGCAGGACGAGCAGGUGACUGACGUUUAACGGGAGGCCCG